GGGUACUAUCAAUUCAAGAUGGCAGCUUCCGCAGUUGUAGUUAACGCUUCUUCGGAACGCAAAGUAUAUUCACAAGCAGGUUGUAAAUCAGACUAAUGUUUUUUUAUAACUGAUUUGUUCAACUCAGAUUAACGGCUUGUUAUUUUUUUUUAACUUGAAGCUAAAUAAUAAAGUGCAACUUCAGCUUUUAUGAGUGUUCAUCAGUCAGUUACUUGAGUCCGAUGGGCUUGACUUAAGUUUUUGAGUUACACUACAUCACUACACUGCAGUUGGUAAAUGUUGGUUUUCCGCGCCUCUUAUUUCCCACGGCCGCUAUCUUGGUUCCCAUGAUAGCAGAGUGUUAUGGCAACCAAAACGGCGGCAGUGUAUAAAAAAGUGGUGCAAACACUCAUCAGUUAAAAUGGGGAGGGGAAAGAGAGAAUGUGCUAGUUUUAGCUAUGCGGUAGGUAUUUCGGUAAGAUCCGGGAAGUGCCGAAAACCGGGUAUCGUGAUUUCGUUGUCAAAAUGGCGACCUCCACUUUUUAAUUUACCGAGAGUCACGUUGUUUACGACUUUUUAACUAUAUAGCCCAGGAUGUUAAUUCUAUUUCCGCCCACAACUUAUAGUAGACAUGUUGUGUUAUGAUUAGAUACUUGAGUCCCCCCAAAAAUUUUGGGGCUUCACUUUGAAAAUUGAAGGUAAAAUAACGCAAUUUUUACUCAUUCAUAUUUUUUUUGUGGAAAAGGACCUUUCAUAGAAUUUCAAGGACUUUAUAAAUAAUGGCAUUAACUACAACAUAUCCAAGACCUGUUAAUUUAGGACCAUCAGUUUGGUCAGAAAUUUCAUGGGAAAUUUUAGUCACGUGUGUCCCAAAAUUACCUAUUAUCGUUAAUAUUCGUUGCUAUGGUAAAUAACCUGAUUUACUCUGGAAAUCCAGACUAUUACCCCCUAAUAACUUAUUUAGAAAUAAAAAUAAAAUAAUUAAUAAAACAAACACAUAUUUUUAAUAUGAUUUGAUGCUUUUAUUGAGGGAUAUUAGGUUAAAAAAGCCUAAUUAAUUACAAUUAAUAGUUAACUAUUAGUUUUAUAUACUGUUGUUAUAUGUAUACUAUUAACUAUAUAUAUACAUAUAAUAUAUAUACAUAUAUAAUUAUAUAUAUGUGUGUAUGUAUAUAUAGAGGCCUAGAAUAGUAUUACUAUUAUAAGUGUAGGCCUAUCCACCUCCCCCCUCCCCACCAAAUAGUUUUUUGUAGGACCCAUUAUUCAUAUGUAAUGAUAUAUAUGGUGAUUCUUAAGGCAUAAAUUAAGUAAAAGUGUACAAAAAAUAUUCACUUACCUUUGGUAUUGAAAUAUCCUAUAUUAUAUUUAAUCACAUAUCACACUAUUCCAAAAGAGAAUUAUCAGUAUUCUCAAAGAAAAAAACACACUUUCUACCACAAAAAUCCAAGAAUUACAUGAGAUAUUACUAAAAUUUAAUAAUAAAACAUUGUAAUUACCUCAAGCAAAUAACUAGAACUUAUUUAAAAUUCUAUCAACAGCUAAAGUUGAUUCUAAUAAUAAAUGUUGAUCUGUGAAACAACUGUACUAACUUAAAAUAAAUGACAUACUAUUUUUUGUCAUAUUCACACAUUCAUAUGGUAUGGGACUAAAAUACAUUAUAUAGAAAAUGGUAAAAUAAAAAGUUUAAUUGUCAAUUUUAACUUAUUGAAACAAAUAAUCCCUUUAUUAUUAGUAUAUACUUAUAAAUUUUAAACAAUUCCACAGAAAAUUUGAAAUUAAUAUCUUAAGAAUAUUUUAUUAUUAUUAUGAAUUUUGGGAAAUUGAAAAAAAAUAUUUAUACAUAAUUAAUUAAUUAAUUACGAAUAAGUGACGAGUCAGCAUAUUUUAUAUAUUUUUAAUAGGAAAAUAAUAAAGAUUUUUAAAAUAAUUUUUGCGGAAUAUUAACAAAAACUAACUUAUAUUUUGUGGUUUUAUUUAGAAGUACUCUAAUUAAAAUAUGUUCCCUGUAAAUAUUAUAUUUUUGUGUCAUUUUAUAAUAAAGUUAUAGGCCUUAAAAAAAAAUCAAAAUGAGGGUCACGAAAUGUGGAGGAAAAUCCCAUAGUAAAAAAGGGCCUUUGAGGUCCCUACUAAAAAAUUCAUAACUUUUGAACCACUUGAGCUAGAAAGUUGAUCUUGGUGUUUUUGUAAUCUAUUCUCCAGGCUCUAUACAGCAGUAGUGUUUUUAUAUUUUUAAAAAUGUUUUGAAAUUUUAAUCAAAGUGCCUACGGCCUACAUGCAGAGUCAGAGAGAAAUGAAAAUAGGAACAAAACUUUUAACAUUUUUAAACAGUUUUAACCCUUACAUUAUUUUUGUGGUGAACACAUAGCAACUAGUGUCACUGACGUGCGGUCACCCCGCCCCCUUGCCCUUUAGGCUAGGCUAAAGCCCACAGCCCCAAAAAUUGAAGGAGCCUCUCAAUUUAAGAGGCCAUAUUUUAUGGCUUGAAAAAUAUAGAUUACUAAUUUAUUUUUUUACAAAAAAAAGCUCUAAAAUAUACAAAUUAGGAUAAAUAUUUUACAAAUCACAAAUUAAAAAUAUCAUGAACAAAUCCACUAAAAUUUAAACUUUUAAGUUUUUUAAGAGCUGGCCAUAAAUAUAGCCCUACUGCUGUUGUAUAUUAGUAAUAAUAGGUUUGGUAACUUGAUGGGGAAAAGAUUUUCCUAGUCUUCUUCAAACUGGCCAAAAGGCUGAGAUCCAAUAAUAUUACGAAACAAUCCUAAGAAUUAACACAAGAGAAGUCAGGGUAUAGUUAUUACAAAUUGUUUUUAUUUAAAAUUAAACUAAAUUGAUUUUAAAAAAUGCCAUUUGCUUAGAAAAAUCAUUCUUUCUACUGCACUGUUUUUUCCCCCAAAAAUCCUGAUGAAACAGCAUGUUUUCCGUAUGUUCAUAACUGAUUCAUCAAAAACUGUGUGCUACAAGUACAUGUAAAUAAAUAGCAUAAAAAAUAUUUAAGCACAAUAAAACUUGAUUAGUUUUAUAAUUAUUUGGCCUUUUGUAUGUGAUAAGUUGAAUGGCAUGUUACCUUCGAAGAAUUCAUUCACUAUCAAAAUGACCUAUGAAGACAUUUGGGUUGCCACCCAUGAUUGAAGUGAUAUUAAAAGAAAUAUUUACAUCGUGAUGUUCAUUGAAAAGGGAUACAGUACCAGAUACUAUUCUAAUUGUAUUUUUAAAAUUACAAAAUGAAAAGGGGCAAGAGGCAUUAUUGUUACGGGGCCUCAAUAUUAGAAUGGCCUAAGGCCUCUCGUAAGUUAAUUCUGGCCCUGACUCCGUCAUUGUCUUUGAUUUUGACUCUUUCAGUCUGGUGUGACUGAGUUGUGUAUCAGGCUCGGUAUCAUGAUAGUAAUAUAGACACUAAUUACUAAUAUACAGACAGUUUAUAGGCCUGCUAUUUUUAUAAUAUUAUUUUAAUCAGGCCUAAUAUUUUGGAAAAGAGCAUGAUAAUUGAUAAUGUCAAUAAUUUCAAUUACAUUUGUUUUUUAAAGUGAGCAACCAUUCAUCAAUUCUGCUCAAUAAAAACAAAGUUUAUAUAUAUAUAUAUAUAUGUCAGUUAUUAAUAUUACCGCUACUGAAUAUGGAAAAUGUCAUUGACAAUUGUUAUUUUUUACCACCUUUCACCGUUUCAGGAGCAAACAAGCCCAGACGAGCAUUGCACCAGAUUCCUGAUGAAAUUUUAAAUGAUAUUGAGAUUAACAAUGCCAUUAAACAGGUUGUAAAAUUAUUUAGAAUCUUAAGUGUAUUAUUCAAUAUUAUAAUUCACUUUCAGCCAGGCAUCUAUAAUAUGCACUAAUUAUAUUAACAUCUUCUAAUGAACACGAUUGUCCUCUUCUAGCCUCUACCCAUCUAACUGUUGCUUGGUUCGACUAGAGGUGGCUGGCUUAAAUUAUGGCUAGUAAAGUUGUCUGUCAUUGAGCUAUAGCACUAUUUAACCAAGUAUAAUCGUUGGUGUGUAACUGAAAAUAACAGCAAAUCCAUCCUAAAAUUAUCUCCAAGCCAAACCUAAAUUAUUUAAAAAUAUCAGCAACUUUUAAUCCUUCUUGCCUAGGAGAAAAAAUAAAAUUUAAUUCAUUAAUCUUAAAAUCAUUUUAUAAUUAUUCUUGUAUUACUUUAUUUUUACAUUAAAUAUAGAGUUAAAGAUUUAUUAAUUAAUAUGCAUCUAUUUCAGCUACCUGAAAACUACAAUUUUGAAAUCCACAAAACAAUAUGGAAAGUUCGUCAAAAUGGAGCUAAACGUGUGGCUUUGCAGUUCCCGGAAGGUCUACUUCUGUAUGCUUGUGUUAUCGCAGAUAUAAUUGAAAAGUUAGUGCUAGUAGCUAGUUAAUUAACCUAAUAUAUUUUUUACAUGCUGUAUCUGGUAUUGGUUAUAGAAUUCAUUUUUAAGCAUGUUAGAUAACCUGUUCACAUUUGAUGUAAUUUUAUGAUCAUUAUGAUUGUCUUUUCAAGGUUCAUUCUAAUUUAAAUAAAAGAUAAUGGCAAUUUUUAAAAAUUACAAUAUCAAAAGUUUCAAUGUGUUUCAAUAGGAAUUUUUAAAAUCUGUCUUGUUUGUUUAUUUGUUAAAUUUCACUGCUGCAGAAAUAAACAAACUCUUUUUAACUUAAUUUUAUUGUUUUUCAAACUUGUUCAAUUACAAAGACCUAGCUUAACUCAUGGUUCACAGCACUCAUGAGAGAGAGACUGAAAUGGACAACAUCAAAAACUUAUUUACACAAAUUCAUUCAAAGAAAUUUUUAAGACAAGGAUCUCUACUCACAAAACUGAUGACAUUGAAUUUUUAAAUUUUAGUUAUAUUAUGAUAGGAUUUGCUGUUAGUAAUAAAGUUUAUUCCAAAAUAUACAUUUAUUAGAGUGCACUAAGGAUUACCAUAUUCCAUUUACUUAACAGGUUUACUGAUGCAGAUACAGUUAUCAUGGGAGAUGUGACUUAUGGUGCCUGCUGUGUUGAUGACUUUACAGCUAGAGCAUUGGGUGCUGACCUUAUGGUGCAUUAUGGUCAUAGUUGUUUGAGUAAGUAUUUUGGAACUUUGCCAUUGAUCAGUUAAACACUUCAUAAGUAAACAGCAGCCUUUUCCCCAUUAUAUUAUUUAUAUCUGCAUGUCUACGCCCACAACAUCACAUAGAUGUGUGAAUAAUCUCUCCUUAGCUGCACACACAUUCUUACUAAUUUUAUGAAAGUUCUUUAAACAAUUGUGACUAGAAUGUCCUCAAGGAACGUACUCAUCAUUUCAUGUAGGCUAAGUCUAGUCUAAUCAAAUAGUAAAAGAUGUCUUUAAUUAGCCAUGUUUCCUUUAUUUAAUUCCAAUAUUAUGUUGUGGCUACUGAAGUCCAGCAGUUGCUCUUUUGUGGCGUUGAAACGCCUUUGCCAUCAGUAUUUUUUUCUUAAUGCCCUUCAAGGACAAUUGCUCAUUUCAGACAUGGGCAUGUAGUGUUGCACUAAUCUGAUGUAUUUUAGCAAAGAUUAAACUCAAGUUUAAUCAAAUUUCAUGCUGGGAAUGUCUGGUUGAAAUUAUUUUUAAAAAUCAUUCACAGGACAUACAGAUCUAAAAAUAUGUACCGAUAAUCGUAUGAGUUAAUUGUAGCUCCAAGCCUUUAAGAUAAAAACAUUUUUUAUAUUAACUGAAAAUUAAAAAUUUUUAAUAAAAGAUGUUUUUAAAUUAAAAUGUAAUGAUGUUACUUAGAAUAUUGAUUGUGUGGCUGCAAUGUUCUGGAGUAGUUCUUUUUUUAAAAGUGCAUAAAUCUUUCUAUAUAUAUUUUGAGCAGAAACUAUUGUUUUUAUUGUAUUUUUUUAAAAAACACAAUCCACUUCAGUUCCUAUAGAUCAAACUGAGGGCAUACAGAUGCUUUAUGUGUUUGUAGACAUCAAAAUUGACACCAUGCAUUUCAUCGAAACCUUGAAGUUCAAUUUUGAAGUGGGCACCCGCAUUGCUUUGGUCAGCACCAUUCAAUUUGUGGCAGCCCUCCAAGUAAGUUAACAUUUUUUGUUGCUAUUCAUCUAUCCACAUGUAACUUGUUCAAGUCAGAACAGGCAGCUUAUACAAACUUGAAUGUUUCAGAGUGCCAGACAACAGCUGAGUCCUGACUAUACAGUCAUCACCCCACAAAGCAAACCCCUAUCGCCAGGUGAAAUACUGGGCUGCACAUCUCCCAGGUUGGCAGAGACUGAUGUGAUUGUGUAAGUUUUGUUUUUUAAAAUGAAAAGUUUUGUAUUUUGCUCAGAAACAUCAAAAAUAUUUUUUUUUUCAAGCGGUCUUUAGUGGAUGAUUGCUAUUUAAAAUUGAUCACUUUGCUUGACUUCACUUUCCAUUUAGCUUAUUUCUAAUCGCACAAUGACAAAUUUCUGAUGCAAAAUUAUCAACUGUUAUGUGUAACAGGCAAAGAAAAUAAAAAUGAAAAACUGUGACUUACGUCAUGAAAGAGUAAAAAUGUAAAAAGCUGAAGGUGUAAAAUAAUAGGAUAAAUGAAAAUCCUUAUUAAUGCAAUGUGAUUUGUAAAAUGUUAUAUUUUAAUGUUAAAUUUUAGAAGUUAAGACCAGAUUAAAACAAUUCUAAUAUUAAUGAAAACAAAAAAAGUUGAGAAAGAAAUUUUUAAAAUUUAUUUAUUGCAUCGUCAUUCUCACAGCUACCUCGGUGAUGGCAGGUUCCAUCUUGAAUCAAUAAUGAUACACAACCCAGACAUUGCUGCCUACAAGUAAAUAUAACCAAAUUAAAUUUGGUGGAUAUUUUUUUGGUGCUGCAUGCAAUGUAAUAAUUUUGUCUCAAAUCAUAAUAUAUCACAAACAAUAGCUACCUAGUAGAAAUAAUUCAUUGAUUUCUAAUCUGUUCAAUGAAGUUAAUAAACAAACCAAUCAUUUUUUAACCUUCCAAUUAAUCAUUUACACUUAAUUUUGCACAGGUAUGAUCCCUAUAACAAAGUUUUCACUAGAGAAUACUACGAUACUAAACGGAUGCACCAAGUUCGGCAAGAAGCUAUUGCUGUGGCAAAGACUGCUAAGAAGAUUGGCAUCAUUCUAGGCACACUUGGGCGACAAGGCUCAACAAAAGUUAUGGAGGUAAUCAUAUGUAAAUCAACUCACUCAAACGCACUCUCUUACUCCAAGCAAGUCAAGUUUGCCAGAUCUAACAUUUGGAUUCUGAGGAACAGAAUAGAAGCAGGACAUAUCCAUUUUUAUCAGUUCCUUUUUUUUUUUUUUUUUUUUUUUUUUUUUUUUUUUUUUUUUUUUAUUUAUUUUGUUUUUGAGUUGUUAAGUUGGGUUAAAUAACUUAUUUCCAGAAUAAAGUUGAAGAACAGUUUGGGUGAAAAUAAAAAUCCUUCAGUUGAAGUAAUUUUCGCAUAUGUCAGCUAUUUUUGAUAUUCAUGAUGUUCUGUGCAAUUUCAAACAAUAUAUAAUAAUAAUUCUGUUCUGCAACCAUCAGAAGGGUCAAUAUUUUAAAAUUACAUAUAACAGUUUGCUAUAUUCCGCCUCAGAACCUCCAGGGUCAAGUCAAAGCAGCAGGGAGAGAAUAUGUCACAGUGUUACUAUCAGAAAUCUUUCCUGACAAACUAAAGAUCAUGAGUGAUGUGGAUGCGUAAGUAGAAUUAAAUGUUUACUUUCGUACUGCAUGAAAAAUUCUUUUUCCAAACGUGUGUAACAUGAAAAAAUGUUAAAAGGAAGUUAUAAAUAAUUGUAAAUUUCCCACCUCUGACCGAAAAACGAUGGUACUGAUUGUCAUCCAUGGCUUGAGAUGUAAAUAGUUUUAAAUAUACAUUUGUUUUGUUUUAUUUAAUUAAUGUAUAUCAAUUAAUUUUUAAAGUUUUUUUAUUAUGUUUGUUAAAUUGUAUGUACAACAUGGUGAGCCUAGCCCUAGGCUGGGGUACCACGCUAUAUAAAACCAUGUAUAAUAAUAUAUUAUAUAUAAUAAUAAUAAUAAAAAAUAUAUCUCUAUUUGUGUAUUAAGUAGAUUUGAAUUCUAUGCAGUCUAUUUCAUUUAUUAAUCGUUAUUUAUUUAUUUAUUUAUAUUACUACCAUGUCUUUUAUUUGAAACAUUAUGAAUGAAAUAUAUGAAUUGAAAGUUUUAAAUUGUGAAACAAAAGUCUAAUUCUGACACAGUAUGAAACAAAAGUCUAAUUCACACACAGUGUAAAACAAGUCUAAACCUCAAACAUUAUGAAACAAAAGUCCAUAAUAUACAACACUUAAAUAUUUGUUUAGAUGGGUUCAAGUGGCCUGCCCAAGGUUAUCUAUAGACUGGGGCUCAGCAUUCAACAAACCUCUACUAACUCCUUAUGAAGUAAGUGCUUGCUUUAUACUCUGUAGGAUUACAUUGUCUAUCUGGGUAUGUUCAGGUCAUUUAAGAAAUCAAAUAAUUUAGAUACUAUGUAGAGAAAACAAGUAAAUGCUUUCUUUUUUUUAAUGUCUAAAGGUCUUUCAAAGCAAAGACAACUGUUUUAUAAUUGUUAAAAUUUUAUCAGAGUAGUUGUUCCUACUCUCUUUUUUUAAUAUUUUUAUUUAUUUUCUCAUGCUUUUAAAAAGUUUUUUUUAAGGUUUAAUCCUUAAGUGAAUGAAAUAUUUGUUAUUUAUUGUUUUAGCAACACAGACUGCAUUACCUAAUAGCGCUAUUAUGCCACACAAAAUAAAUUUGAUUCUUCUUUAAUAAAUUUGUUUACCUCUGACUAUUGUAGAUGAGUGUUGCUCUAAGGCUGACAGAAUGGCAGUCCACAUACCCAAUGGAUUACUAUGCCAAUGACAGUCUGGGGCCAUGGACGGUAAACAAUGAAGCCAACAAGACAAGAGUGGUUAAAAAAACUAGAGUGGUGGUCAGUGCCACGGUCGCAUUAGUGCCUGGUGCUCCUACGGCCACCAGUGGCCCCGUUCCAACUGGUCAAGUUAAUGGAAUUACGACAGACACGCUGUCAACUACAGAUAUUAGGGACACAGGCACAACAUCUUCAUGUGAAUUAAAAGAACCCAGUGUCUGUUGCCAGCAAAAUGUAGACGCCAAAUGAAAUGUAUAUUUAAUGUGUAAAAUAAAAUAAAUAUUAUUUCAAUAGCCUUUCGUGCCUUUUCUAUUGAAACAGAGGUUGUUGUGUUAAAAGACAUCAUGAAGUUAGUCACAAAGGGUAGUCCCCUAGUUUUUCAGAAUUGGAAAAUGCUUUCCAU
Molecule: messenger RNA, 9147 nt
Organism: Lymnaea stagnalis (great pond snail)
Lineage: Eukaryota; Metazoa; Mollusca; Gastropoda; Lymnaeidae
Source: the annotation of a GenBank genome assembly